UAUUAUUUCUUUUGUGUGUGAGAAAAUCGGUUAGACAAAAUGAAAUUUGGUAAGCAAAUGGAAAGAUAUAUGACGUUUGAAUGGCGGGAGCAAUACAUGAAAUAUGACCAUUUAAAGACCCUCAUAAAUGAAGGCUUAGUUGAAGCUCCGGACCUGGGUUCCAUUCCCCGCAUUAUGAUAAUUGAAUAUUAUCGAAAUUUGGAAGAUAACUUUUUCGCGACCUGUUCCAGUGAACUUAAUCGAGUGGAGCUCUUCUUUGUUCACAAAUUAGCUGAAGGUUAUCGUAAACAAUCCACAUUUAAGAUGAAAUUCAUAUCAUUAAGACGACAAGAAGGAGGUGCAUCUACAGGAGUAGAAUCGAUGAGGUAUACUCAGAAUGAAAGGGUGGAUAAACAAAAACUACGUAAGGCGUACAGUGAAUUCUACUAUAGUUUGACUGUCUUGAAGAAUUAUCGUACUCUGAAUUAUAUGGGUUUUCAGAAGAUAUGCAAAAAGUAUGACAAAAAUCUGGAAUCCACUGAGGGCGCCAAAUGGUGUAGAUAUGUUCUGGAUAAAUCAUCGUUGAACAAGAUAAGUGAGUUAAUCAAGUUAAUUAAAGAAGUGGAGGAUACAUAUACAGAGUAUCUAACGGGCGGUGAUCGUUCAAAGGCCAUGGCCAAAUUAAGAGUACCACCGUUAGGAGUACGUACUCCUUUGGGUAAAGUCUUUUGUACGGGGGUCCUUUUGGGUCUUUUCCUUGUUGCUGCAUUCAUAUGUGUCAUAUCGUAUUUUGCUUCCUUUGAGGAACUUGAAUUACUUUCGACUUUCAUACGUCUCUAUCGUGGUCCCGUUGUUGGUAUACUUUUCUGCUUUUACUUGGCCAUUAAUAUGCAUGUUUGGCAAUUGAUGGGUAUCAAUCAUGUUCGAGUAUUCGAUAUCAAUCCACGUAAUCAAUCCCAACCUGUGGCCCUACUUCAGGCGGCUAGUGCAUUGGGUUAUAUAUGCUCCUUGACGAUUUUGGGAUUUCUACAUUAUAUGCAAUUCGAUAUAGCUGAACCAUAUUUCUUCCCCCUGAUUUUUGUGAUUGUAAUGUUAAUAUUACUUUUGAAUCCCAUUCGAAUGAUGAACUAUGACUCCCGUGUGUGGUUGUUACAAGUGUUUGGACGGAUUUUCGCUGCUCCCUUUUUUGAGGUGACUUUUGCUGAUUUUUUUAUAGCCGAACAAUUGAUGUCAUUGACCAACUGUCUUGUGGAUUACUAUAUACUCUUUCGAUUCUAUCUGAGAUACUAUACCGAUAGUAAAUCUACAUUUGAUUUCGAAAUAACAAAUUAUGCAGUGCCACUUUUACGCUGUCUACCACCCUGGUGGCGUUUGGCUCAAUGUUCCAGGCGCUACAAUGAUACCAAUUCGAUUAAAUUUCUAUAUAAUGCUGGCAAAUAUCUUUCAGUAUUUCCGGUUAUCUUGUUUUCCACAGUUCUUACGGAUACUGCAGAUAAAUACAAGCAAAUAUCACAUAAUCCUUGGCUUUGGGGCUAUGUUAGUAGUUCACUAAUAUCAACAAUUUAUUUCAUCUAUUGGGAUUUAGUAAAGGAUUUUGGAUUAUUCAGAGUGUGGAGACGCGAAAAUCUUUUUCUAAGGACACAACUAAUCUAUCCCAAAUGGUUUUACUACUUUGCCAUAGUGGAGAAUUGUGUAUUACGUUUCAUUUGGCUUUUGGAAUUGUAUCUCAAUAUUAAUGAACAUAUUUUGCCCUACAAUGCCAAGAGUUACGUUAGUUUAUGUGAAAUCACAAGACGUUUCAUAUGGAAUUUUCUACGUUUGGAAAAUGAGCAUUUGUAUAAUUGUGGAAAAUUUCGAGACCCCCAAGAAACAUUUAUUGGCAUUCCAAGUGCCGAAGAUCAAACACAAAUUGAUAAUCUCUUGCAGGAAUUGCAAAACGUGGACUCUGAACAUCCAAAGAGGCGUUAAGGAAUAGACAAUUGCGAUUCAAUGAAGCAUUUAUCUAGAGGUCCUAGCAGAGACGAUGACUUGCCUUUGGGGGUUGACAACAAGCUUCCAAUUGAAUAAAAUUAAUUUCACAUUUACCAAAUUAAAACCGCAAAUGGAAUUAUAAAUUCAAAACACACAGGAACGGCAGGACAAAGCAGCAGACGAAGUGGAAAAAUUUCAAACCCGCAGGACAACCAAAAGUUAAAUCGACAACUAGAGUACAUUGAGAAAAAUACACUGCAAAUCAAGGAAAAAGUAUCAUUUCCUUUUGUAGAUAGUUGUUAGAAGUGACAAGUGACAUUUAAAAAGGUGAC
Messenger RNA from Drosophila willistoni, 2282 nucleotides. Its product is annotated as xenotropic and polytropic retrovirus receptor 1 homolog. Gene Ontology annotation, cellular component: Golgi apparatus; plasma membrane; cytoplasm. Gene Ontology annotation, biological process: cellular response to phosphate starvation; phosphate ion transport. Lineage: Eukaryota; Metazoa; Arthropoda; Insecta; Diptera; Drosophilidae. The record is from RefSeq and is a predicted model, not a curated record. The transcript is spliced from 6 exons. Bases 40 to 1947 code for a protein of 635 amino acids. Gene Ontology annotation, molecular function: inositol hexakisphosphate binding.